This is a messenger RNA of Nematostella vectensis (starlet sea anemone), 1835 nucleotides long. RefSeq names its product phosphoserine aminotransferase-like. Gene Ontology annotation, molecular function: pyridoxal phosphate binding; O-phospho-L-serine:2-oxoglutarate transaminase activity. The record is from RefSeq and is a predicted model, not a curated record. Gene Ontology annotation, biological process: L-serine biosynthetic process. The coding region runs from base 119 to 1222 and encodes 367 amino acids. Gene Ontology annotation, cellular component: cytoplasm. Lineage: Eukaryota; Metazoa; Cnidaria; Anthozoa; Actiniaria; Edwardsiidae. The transcript has 14 exons.
AAGUUCAUAGUCCACCACGCUCACUCUAUGCCGCGAGGUAUUUGCAUCUCGUACAUGAAGCGAUCCUACCUCACGUUCCACCUUUAUCACCCGCCAACUGAGAACGCUUUCUUGCAAAAUGGACGAUUUCAAAGUGAUUAACUUCGCCCCUGGCCCUGCUAAAUUACCAGAAGUUGUCUUAAAGAAAGCCCAGGAGGAAUUUCUGAAUUAUGGAAAUCUUGGAAUCAGUGUCAUGGAGAUGAGCCACAGAUCAGGAGAGUUUGCAAAAAUUAUUAAUGAUGCAGAGAAUGACCUCCGAGAAUUGCUGCAUAUCCCAGACAACUACAAGGUCCUCUUCAUGCAAGGCGGUGGGACAGGGCAGUUCUCAGCAGUGCCUCUGAAUAUUAUGAAAGAAGGGGGUUCUGCAGACUACAUAGUAACUGGAGCAUGGUCAGCAAAAGCAGUAAAAGAGGCAGAAAAGUAUGGGAAAGUUAACCUUGUUCUCCCUAAAACAAGCACAUAUGAUAGCAUUCCAGACCCCAGCCAAUGGACGCUUAACCCAGAUGCUUCAUAUGUGUACUAUUGCGAAAAUGAGACAGUCCAUGGAGUGGAGUUUGACUUUGUCCCAGAGACAAAUGGGGUUCCCUUGGUGUGUGAUAUGUCUUCUAACAUUCUCUCAAGACACUUUGAUGUAGACAAGUUUGGAAUAAUCUAUGCUGGAGCUCAAAAGAACAUUGGAUGUGCUGGUGUCACAAUAGUUAUUGUGCGAGAGGAUCUCAUUGGUCACGCUUCCCCCUUGUGUCCUGCAGUCUUUGAUUACAAGAUUCAAGCUGGACAAAACUCCUUAUACAACACUCCACCUACAUAUGGCAUCUACAUCAUGGGUUUGGUCUUCAAAUGGCUAAAGAGCCUGGGAGGAGUGGAAGAGAUGGAGAGGCGGAGUAUAAUCAAGUCGACUAUGAUCUAUGAUGUGAUGGAUAAUUCAAAUGGCUUUUACUGGGGCCAAGUCAAGAAAGAGGCGCGGUCACGCAUGAAUGUAGUUUUGAGAAUUGGGGGACCCGAUGGCAACCAAGACUUGGAAAAGAAAUUUGUGGAGGAGGCUGCAACCAAGGGAAUGAUACAGCUGAAAGGACACAGGUCUGUUGGGGGAAUCCGAAUUUCACUGUACAAUGCAAUCCAUCUAGAGGAAGUAGAAAAACUGGUCAAAUUUAUGGUCAAAUUCCAAGAGACAAACUCUGCAUAACUGCAAAAUGAAUGGUAUAUACAAGUGAAUAUGCCAACAGCAGAAAAGAUGACAACAUACAUGCAUCGAUUGAUUGCAUUGAUUUUAAGUCCUGUAUGCUAUAUUAGGCAUGACCAGACAACACUGUAUAAUCAGAGCUAUUUUCAUUGUAAUAUUUUAUAGUAUGUACCUAGCAUACCAUAGACAUUUCUAUUUAAUAUAGAGCAUGUAAGCAAAAUGCAAUAAUUAGUUAUUACUUCCAUGCUGUACAAAACAUUUUUUUAAAUUUUUAUUAUGCCACAUUGUAAAGUCUGUGACUUCAGUAUUUAUUUCACGUUCCAAUAAUUGCUUUACAUAUGACACUCACAUACAAGUGAACCAUAAACUGCUUAACCCCAAAGACUUUUUUCUACACCUGUACAUAUUCAUAGAUCUUAGCAAAUAAAAUUGACAGCCAAUAUACCCAGAACAAAAAUUUUUGCUGUGUGUCCCCUAUAUGGCACAUUAACGACUAAUACAGACUUUGUUGUGUUGUACAUAGAUGUAUUAUUUAGGCUAUUAUUGUAUAGAAAUUAGUGUAUUUUGAGUUAUAUAGAAAAAGUAUAUCUUUUAUUAAAUCCCAACUGGUAUUUGA